AGCCCAGUUGCAAUAAGCGCACACAGGCGAAAAAUCCAAUGAGUGAAUCUCAGCGAGUUUUACUCACUGACUGGAUUGUGUUUAAGGACUGACUGAUUCCACUUGACAGCGAGCAACUACUUGGACAUUUUUUUGUUGUUGUAAUUACGCUAAAACCAAAAAGAAUCGCGACAAAAAAAUAAAAACAAGACGCAACGAUGACAGCCGAGUUUAUUUCACCUCGGAGUCACUGAGAUCCGCAUCCUCCCGCGUUUGCAUCCGACCGCUGACCCCCCCCUGGAAAAGAUGCAAAGGAGAUACAGGAUGAAUUCGGCUUUCAUGGCAGUGUUACUCGGAGUGGUUGGGGCUCUGGCCAAUAAGGAGAAGUGUCUGUCGGGCCAGUAUACGACCAGUGGAGAAUGCUGCAAGCAGUGUCAGCCCGGCGAGGGUGUCGUCAAACCAUGUGGAGCCACACAGACAGUCUGCUCUCCGUGCCUUGACAGCGAAACCUUCUCAGAAACCUUCAGCCACACAGAGAAAUGUCAGCCGUGCACCCAGUGUACAGGUCUGUACCGCAUGGACACGCCCUGCACCGACUCCAACGACGCCGUCUGCGUGUGCAAAUAUGGCUACUACCUGAAUGAAAUAUCUCAGCUGUGUGAACCCUGCACCAAAUGCCCUGAAGGCCAGGGAAUGCUGCUGAGCUGCGAGCUCGACCACGACACGGUGUGUGAGGAGUGCACCUCGGACACCUACUCGGACCAGGAGAGUUCCCGAGAUCCCUGCAUCCCCUGCACCACCUGCGAUGACGAGGAGGUGUUGCAGGCCUGCACCCCUGUCAGUGAUACAGUUUGUCAAGUCCAGUACUCCUCAAUGUUUCCCACAAUUAUUGGAUCCUCCACGACCACUGAUGUAGUCCCCACCGAGGACCCUGCAGACAGCACCACCACGACUAAAAACACUGACUCCCAGGAGCGGCUCUACCAGGGUCUGAACGAUAAACUCAUCCCCAUCUACUGCUCCAUCUUGGCAGCCGUCGUCGUCGGUCUUGUGGCCUUCAUCAUCUUUAAGAGGUGGAACAGCUGUAAGCAGAACAAGCAAGGAGCCAACAACUGCACAGCCAACCAGAACCAGACACCAUCACCUGAGGGGGAGAAGCUGCACAGCGACAGCGGCAUUUCUGUGGACAGCCAGAGUCUGCAGGAGCAGCAGGGCCAGACUCAGGCGCAAACAGUUGUCACCAUGGAUGAAGAGCCUUGCUUGCUGCUUCCUCUCCACACUAGAGAGAAAGUAGAGAAGCUGCUGUUCAGAGGCAGCGAGGGAGAAAACUGCAACCACAUGCACGACAGCGACUGGUGCAACCUGGCAGGUCUCCUCGGGUACGAGGAGGAGCGCAUCGCCACCUUCCGGCAGGAGGAGCAUCCUGUUCGUGCGCUCCUGUCCGACUGGGCGAGCAAGGACUGCGCCAGCAUCGACACACUGUGCACGGCGCUGCGCAAGAUCAACCGUGACGACAUCGCGCAGAGUCUGGUGCUCAGCCCGAGUGCCGCGAAGCCGACCGCCACCUCUGUGGUGUGAUUUUGAACUGUGAGCAAAACUUUAACACCUGAACCUUAAACUUUACAAUAUUCUAGAAUCGCUUGAAACUAUUCCCCCAUGAAGCCACCGAUGACGAAAUCCGACAAACCACGUUCAAUCAGGGGAGAAGGCAAGAAAUCAGACACUGAAAGAAUAUCAAUAUACAUAAUCAAAACAACGCGAGGUAAACCAGAACCCUUUACCGAACCGUCAGGAUGUCCUUGCCUCCGUUUAUUCUCACAUUUUAAAAUCCACACAAAGAAGCAAACAUCACGAUAAUCAUUCCAUUUGGAGCUGGGAUAUCUACCUGCCUUUCCACACUAUUUGACAGUCAGCUGAUCUAAUUAACAGCGGAGCAGCAGUGGGCUGACGUUAUCGUAGAUACCUGGCUCCCUCUUUCAUUCCUCCAACUUCAUCCUCUGCAUCUAUAUCAUCAACAUCUCUAAACAUUCAUAGCCAGUGUGGCCCUUACUAACAGCCUUCUUAAGCCUGUGUUGUACUUCUAAAUGUUUAAAACGCUACCAAAGAGGAAUGUUUUCAGACCAUACCUGAGAUUACUUACAUGCCACGUUAGACUGUCUGAAUUCAAGAUAACAAACGGCUCGCGUCUGUCGCUGCUGCUGGAUGACGCCUGCAUACAUCAGACUGUCUCUACAACUAUGGCAACCUGAGGAAGGAUGCUUGGACACAUUUCAAAUGUAACAAAGGCCACGUCCAGCUAUUUACUCUUACUUUAAAUAUUUGUAUUAGAUUUAAGACGUGGAGCAGCAGCGCACGUGGACUUUAUCUCAACUUCAGCUUCGUCUUAAGUGAUUCCUGCAAAUGCUUCCUUUUUUCCAACAAGUGCUAUAAGAACUGCUGGCUGGACUUUGCCAACUAGGUGGUCUGUGGGGCAGCGAGGCAACAUGACUCCAGUCUAUGUGCUCGGGCCUAUCUGCAUAACACAGAAGCUCGCACACAGACUCCUUCAUACUGACCCAGAAAAGGGAAGGAACGUGGAACUUAAGUUACCCAGUGACAACCAUGUAUACUAUAUGUACAUAGUGAGACAAGUGCACACACCAAAUACAGACAUACAUAUAAAUACACACCUACAGUAUGUAGCCAUGCAUGCAUGUACUGUACUAUCCAAACACAGACACACACACACACACACACACGUAUGCAUUUACAUUCUUAUUCAUUGUAGAGGACACAGAAAACUUCACAUCCUGCCAUGUAUGGUACGGAGCACUCUCAUGAGGGGACCAUAUACUGUUUAUUGUCCAUAUUAGUCGCCAAUAUAACGUUACUCUGUGUCUACUUAUGUCUAAAACCAUAUGAUUUGAAAUGUGUGCUGUAGACGGUGAAUUGCUAUCUUGACAGUAAACAGCAUGCAGAAUCUAGCAACUCAUUGUCAGCCAGUGCACAGAAUUUUAAGUUUAAAAAAAACAAAAAAACCCACAAACUGUAGCAAACGAUCAGGAUGCAAACAACUAUCCAGGGUUUUAAAUCUUUUUUGCUUGAUUUCUCAGGGCCUCUCGAAUGAUCGUGUCAAUACACAAAUAUUACACCUAAUAUUGCACCAUCUAUGAUUAACCGAACAAUCUGUAAUUGUUCAAAAGCCACUGUGUUUUUCCAAAGCAGCGACUCUUGCGACUGACAAUCCUUCAAACAGAUGAAUAAGAGAGAGAAACGGGCCACAGAAAAGAAAGGUGGUGUCUUGUUUCUUCUUUGUUUGGAACAAUGACCUCUGAAUAAAAGGCCAGUCAGUGGAGACAUAAGUCCGAAAGGAUGUGAGAUGAAUUCAGACAAGGGAGCCGGAAGAGUUUUGGAUUACUUCAAUGUAAAGGUAAAACCCAGGAAUCUGCAUUUACAUUAAUCAGCUUGUUUAAGUGUAAGCAUGUGUUCCUCUCCUCAUGGCAGACUGUGCUUUCUACAUCGUGCUGUGUUGCACCUACUUGGUUUAUCAAAGCAUCUUCAGCAGUGUUAGCGUUGACACCAUUAUGCUGACAACUAAGGACCUACAGGUUCUACACUUUUUGUUUUUCUUCACUGUUAAUGGAAACAUAUUGAAGGAUGAAGUAGUUUUCUAUGUUAAACUUGAUCUAUAUCACCAACUCCAGCUGUUACUCUUGAGUACAGGUUGCCACUAACCACUAGCAAACUGAGCUUCAUGCUGUAGUGUUACUUUAAAUGAAGGUAUUCUUACUACUCUAUAAGGGUUGUUUGUAUUUUAAUUCCCAAAUAACAACUGUAAAUGGUAUUUUUUUCUGUUUUUGUCUUACAUUGGAGCACUUAAAUGUGUAAUUAUGUGUCUUUUUUGCAUCACAAGUGCCUGGGAACUAUUUCAGGUGUCUGCUGAUGUUGUACAUUGUUUGUUUUUAGCUGUUUUGUAAGAAUAUCUUUUUUUUUAUUUCCUGUUAACUUGUAAAUAAUUUGUCUUUUUUUUAUUUUUUAGAUUUUAUUUUAGUUAAAGCCUUGAAGGCGCCACUGUACAGUAUCUACGUAAACAGGCCUUUGUUACACUCUCAGUACUGUCAAGGAAAGAAGGGCAAAGGGAAGAGCGUUCACCAUCAGGUGUUUUUAGAUAAUGGGUCAUUAACAAAACUCAAUUUAAGAUAGCUUUAAGAUUAAUCAGAUAUGGAAAAACUCUAAGUUUGUAUUUAAAAAGCACCAUGUGAGUAGAAAUCAAAUUCAGUCAGAAACAUUACACUUUGAUUUCAGUGCGUAUAUUUUAAGUCAACCUCUUUCACAUAGUUUGACAUUUUGGGAAACACAUUUAUUUGCUUUCUAGCUGAGGGUUACGUUCAAAGAGCAAUGCUGCUGUCAUUUCUAUCUAAUAAAUGAAGCUGUAACUAAGUCUGGAAACAGUUAGCCCCUGAAAAAUGUAUAAAAAUGACCAGUUGUGGUCGAGGGCUACAAGGACGACGGGCCCUUUCAGACAGAAUGCGCUCUGAAACCUGUCAUUUUCAAUAGUUUGCACUACACAACCACGGUUUGUUGCUGCGCUGAGCAGCUAAAAGCUUAGACAGGUCAACUUUGGCUGCAAAUAUUUGUCACACUGACAAAUGCUAAAGCAACCAGCAGAACCAAGACCUCCAGCCGGGCGUGGAAGGCAAAAUGUAGGAAAAGCUGAUGUAUGCCUGAAUUCCCCCGAUUAUACCACACAAGUCUACAUUUGUAAUGAGACCUCAGGAAACAGGUUUCUGUCCAAGUAGGCUUAUCAGGUGUGUUUUAAUCCCAUUAUGUACAGUCAAUGGUUUUAAUAGUCAGCUUGGUUUAUGUGUUCCCUCUGAAAGCUUUACAGACCCAUUAAAGCUUCUUAAUUGGGGUAAUGAGGUUUAAUUUCCAUUCAGAAUAAUUUAUUGAUUUAGUUACGUGGUCUUGGAAGAAGUUUUGAAAACUCCACCUAUUUUGCAGUGUGCUCAACAUAGUGACGGCCACAAACCGUGCUGUGUCUAAACGGGCCUUAUUUCCACCAUUACCUUCAGAUAGAGCCCAGCUAGCUGCUUCCUCUUCUCUAUUUUAACGUAAACUAAGUGGCUGCUGGCAUGAUACGACAGGAUCCUCAAUUGUCUUUUCUUCAAAUAAGCGUAUUUCCCAAAAUAUCGGACUGAAACACCCCAAUAAAUUUCUACAUUUGAGUAUCAUUUUCAGCAGAUGACAGUCCUAUCAGUCACUCUUCAUACAGACGGUAUCACGUGUCUGUAGCAUGCAACACAUUUCAACAUACUUCUUUAACAAACAUGUUGCAGGUUGCCUUGUAGGUUAAAAGAUCCACCUUCUUGUGAAUGUCCAAAAAAUUUGCACCAGCAUGAUUUUAAGUUGCUUAUCUGCUAGUUGAAGCUCUGUGCCUUGGACCUGAUGAGCUUUUGUGACCGAUAACAGAACGAACAAUCACAUAAAAUCAUGUUACUCUGUGUUACCGGACGCUUGACACACUGCAGGGCUUCUUCUCCACUUUGGUUUUAUGAUGCCCCAGAUGAUUAUUUUGGUUAAUGGUUGUGUUCAAUAAUCUCCAUCACUGCAGAAUGACCUUCCCUGAAAGCCCUCAGUUCAUUGCACCAUGGGACAGUAAACGCGAUCUCUUUAGGGUCUGUCCUCCUGUCAGAAACUGCAGCUCAACACGGAGGCUUUUCUUCGGACAGUAUUUCUUUAGUCUUAGAGAUUUAAUUGAGUAACAGACAUCGAUUUGCUUGUACAAUGAACCGAUUUGAAGGUGAACGUGUCGUGAUAUUGCACUUGGGAGACAAAAUACAAAGUAAUCCUGCAAAUUGGGGUUGGGCUCAGGGGUGGGAGGUAAAAGACUGUCUUCAGAGGGUGUGGUUUUAGGAAAAGCCCUGGUGAUGUAGCUCACAGUGGCACGAAUGACAGUGCACCAGGACUGAAGUGUACAGAUGUGAGAAACACUGAAUGUUCCUUGUAUACUAAUACAUAUACUGUUCUAUACUUAAUGUGAAUUUGCUAAAUUCCUACAGCAGACAAGCAGUAAAAUGAAUAAUAAAGCUCUUGAAUCCAA
Messenger RNA from Stegastes partitus (bicolor damselfish), 6058 nucleotides. RefSeq names its product nerve growth factor receptor b (gene ngfrb). The transcript has 6 exons. Gene Ontology annotation, biological process: Rho protein signal transduction. NCBI's taxonomy places the organism in Eukaryota, Metazoa, Chordata, Actinopteri, Pomacentridae. Gene Ontology annotation, cellular component: plasma membrane; cell surface. The coding region runs from base 286 to 1557 and encodes 423 amino acids. Gene Ontology annotation, molecular function: coreceptor activity; nerve growth factor binding; death receptor activity. The record is from RefSeq and is a predicted model, not a curated record.